Messenger RNA from Penicillium brevicompactum, 2019 nucleotides. Its product is annotated as acetyl-CoA synthetase-like protein. Gene Ontology annotation, molecular function: medium-chain fatty acid-CoA ligase activity. The record is from RefSeq and is a predicted model, not a curated record. The annotation marks the transcript as partial. The transcript is spliced from 2 exons. NCBI's taxonomy places the organism in Eukaryota, Fungi, Ascomycota, Eurotiomycetes, Eurotiales, Aspergillaceae. Gene Ontology annotation, biological process: fatty acid metabolic process.
AAUGCGAACCGCACUGCAUUGGUGUCUUUGCAUCAACAUGCGGGCGGCAAGGAGGGAGAAACAUCCCCAACAAGCUGGACAUAUGCACAGCUCCACGAGGAAAGUCUUCGGCUAGCCCACCGCCUAUCAGCACAGGGUGUCGCACCUGGACAUCGCAUUGCGACUAUUCUCUUCAAUCAGAUCGAGUGGGCGCUCGUAUUCUGGGCUGCCGCGCAUCUUGGUUGUCAAUUUAUUGGAAUUGAUUACCGCGCGGUGAACCACAAAGACCACGCCUGGGACCUCUUGAAGGGUGUUCCAUGCGAUGUGAUCAUAGCAUCAAACAAUAAACUGGCUCUUGCUGUUGACAAUGCUCUUGGUCAAGAUAAAAACACAAUCAAACACCGAUUUGUUGUCGAAGAGCCCCAGACUCCCGGGUGGAGAGCUUUGGCAAAGCACUCUCAGGAUGCCACAGGAGAUCUCACAAAGGAUAUUGUGUCUCCCAGCCGCCCGGACGACACAGCAGUCAUCUUCUUCACUAGUGGAACAACGGGCAGCUCCAAAGCUUGCCCGCACAGCGCAGUCACGCUGUACUCAGUUGCUCGUGGUCUCAGCAAAGCCCAUUCCAUCGACCAUGAGAGCAGUAUAUGCCAGCAUUUGCCUGGCUUCCAUAUUUUCAGCGUCGUGUAUAGCUUGACUGCAUGGCUACACGGUGCCAGUCUCGUGUUCCCGAACCCAACAUUUGACGCCGAUUGUACCAUUCGAGCCAUACAACAGAGCCGCAAUGUCAUUCUUCCUUGCGUACCGCUUAUGAUCCAGGCGAUUGCCAGAUCGCCAAUUCGACCGCACAAGUUCGAAACUUUACAAACGGUUACUAUUGGCGGCUCCACUGUGUACCCGGAAGUUGUAGAGCUCUGCGCUUCUUUGGGGGCGAAGAGAAUAGCAGCAGGGUAUGGUAUGAGUGAGAGUUUGGUGGUCGCAACCAACAAUCAGAGUGCCGAAGAUGCGAUCAAAGGAGGGGACGAGGUGUGCUUGGGAACUGCGGUAUCAGGAGGGUGUAUUCGCAUCUGCCCACCCGGGAGUUGUGCGCUGCUCUCCCGCGGCGAGAUUGGUGAGGUACAUCUUGGUGGUCUGACUGUGUUUAGUGGGUAUCUGGGAAUGGAGCACGAAUCAUGCUAUCGCGAGGGUGGUGUGAAUUUCAUUGUGUCAGGAGACCAGGGCUAUAUGGAUAACCAGGGCCAAUUAUAUGUGCUGGGAAGGUACAAAGACCUCAUCAUCCGAGGAGGUGAGAACAUCUCGCCUUCCCAGAUUGAGCGGGUUUUGUCCCACGAAAAAGGAAUCACAGCUCAGGUUGUGGGCGUGCCCGAUACUGUGGCUGGCGAAGCCAUAGUGGCAAUCAUCCGACGUGAUUCAGGUAUCGAACUGGACUGUGAUGAGCUGCGAAAUGUUGUAUCCAAAAGCUUAGGGCCUCAGCUUGCACCGUCCAUGAUUUAUGACUUGGUGGAUGAUCUCGGCUCCGAGGUGUUUCCAAUGACACCGUCAGGAAAGGCCCAGAAAGCCACGCUCCGCCAGUGGACCCUGGAGCAUAUCGAGAGAGUCAAAUCCUCUCAGCCAAAUGAUAUGGGGAGUACGAUUGAAUCUCAAUUGGCCGAGAUCUGGUCCUCUCUCUCUGGCCGCUCGGUGGCUACAAUCACCCCUGAUACAUCAAUCCACACAUUCACCGAUAGCAUGACGCUCAUCCAGUUUUGCUCGGCUGUCUUUGAGCGAUACAAGAAGACUAUUACCGUCAAAGAUCUCGGCGAGUCCAAGACAGUCAGAUCACAAGCAAAGCUGUUGGAAGAACGCCAGGAAAUGAACAUUGAAUCUGAUAGAGUUUCAAACGCCGCAGCGGGCCCAACACCAUGGCGAGAGCUGCCCGAAAAUCGUCCGCAAAUGCUGAGGAUUGAGCAAGCGGCAGUUGGGCGUUUUAACUCCAUGGGAUUCAAUUGGGGUGAUGUGGAGGACGUCUUCCCAAAGAACGGCAUCAUCGGCCCAAUGGCUUGA